UCAAGUCCUGGUUAUGUGACCACGGACUCCAGGCAGACAAUCUCUGAAGAGUGUUGAAAACGUCUUGUAAAGACACUGCUCGGAAGGAGGCAAAGGCAAACCACUUUUGUAGAAAACUUUUGCAAGAACAAUCAGUCAUGAUCGCCCAAGGCUCAUUAUAAUGACGAUUCUUCACCCAUCCCAGCCCCUCCCCGGCUUGUUUUCGGAUGAAUUUCAGUAAGGAACCAAUCCCGGUGUCGCUGAGUGGAAAAUCCGUUUGAAAAGAAGUACACUAGGUUGAGACUGCCCCGGUGGGUGGAGAGUGCAAGUGCGGUAGCCAAUCGCCUCUGGAGUCGGGAUGUUUGAAUGCUUUGUAUCUGUAGCCGGGACAGGAGCUUUGAGGCGGGGUUGAUGUCCGCUGAGGAACGUUAGCCUGUUAACGCGGGGCUUUGGUGGGGGGAAGGGACACCCAGAAGACCAGAAGGUUUCAGGACAGCUUACAGAAACUUUAAUAAGGUUUCGAAGCCAACCAGUACUUUCCCGGAGGAAAGUUUUGCUGUUGGCAGCAGCGAAAGCCACCGGUCCAGUAGCGAGGGUCCCUGCGGCCGCUCAGCCCGUCCCAACCAUGAAUGACUCGCAGUGCCUGGACGACUUCCCGGUGGUGUCGCGAUGGACGGCGGCGGCCAAGCAGGAGGUGGGCGUGCGGGACUUCUACAGCGAGAGCCAGCGGCUGGCGCUGGAGGAAUUAGUGGCCGGCGGUCCAGAGGCUUACCGUGCCUUCCUGCACCGGGAGAAGAUGCCGGGCUUCCUGUCGGCCGACGAGAUCGCCGAUAUCCUGGGCUCCGCCGUUAGACCCUCCGAGUUGUGCGGCGAGUCCCUCGACCAGUCUUUCUGCGACUCCCAGGGCACCGGGACCUACUUCCCCGAUGUCUCGGACGUGGCGGUUCCCGACCUGGAGUUGGGCUGGCCGGUCUUCCCGCACAACUGGUACCGAGGGAUGACCCAGGUGGAAGUGUACUUCCAGCCCAGCUACGGGGAGCUCAUCUACAGCUGUAAGGAGGCGAUCAGGAACCUCAUCAGGAAGGCGGAGAAGGUUAUUGCACUGGUCAUGGACUCGUUCACAGAUAUCGACAUUCUCCAGGACCUCCACGAAGUCAGUAGAAGGAAACGGAUCCCUGUCUAUAUUCUUCUAGAUGAGUCUGGCCUCCCACAGUUUCAGCAGAUGUGUCGGGAUGCUGGUGUCUGGGUGGAGGAGGAGAGGAAGAUGAGAGUGCGCACAUUGAAGGGGUGUACGUACUACACCAGAAAAGGAGCCAAGGUUAUUGGCAAAGUCCAUGAAAAAUUCAUGUUAAUUGAUUGUGAAAAAGUAGCUACAGGCUCCUACAGCUUCACUUGGACAGACGGCAAGCUGAACCGCAGUAAUCUGACGGUGCUAUCGGGGCAGUUGUCUGAGUACUACGAUGAGGAGUUCAGGAUACUGUAUGCGCAGUCCGAGCCAAUACCACCCGGGUACAUCAGCUACAGCAACCGUGAGAAGCUUGCCCUGGACAGAUUGCAGUCCAAAAAUCCCCCAGUCGCAAACGCCUUAAGACUCGAAACUGUGGAGCGUUCUCCGGAUAAGCGCGAGCCUGCUGAGAAAAGGCCGCGCCUGCAGAGUGCUGUCCAUUCCAUGGAGCAGUGCAGGUGUGAAGCGUCGACCCAGGCUGGUGACGCCCUACCGGUGAAUAAGGAGGUGAAGAGUGUUUCUACGCAGACCGAGCUGGAAUGGGUGUCGGUGCCUGGAACUUUUACGCAAGCCUGUGCUUCAGUGAAGGAGAUGGAGACCCAGACUUCAUUCUUCUCAAAGCCAUCAGCAGCCCUCACACCCACUGCCACCAGGGUCGUUAAACGCGCUCAGAUAAUAGCUUCUUCAGUGCAGGAGUCGCCCACAGAGGUGACUGGCAGAGAGUCAACUGACUCGACCGAUCAGCCUUCUGCCUCCACCACAGAAUCCACCAAUAGUUCAAGUACUUUGUCUGGUAACUCCAUUUCCGAAAGUUGCCCCAAAGCUGCCCGGUAUCCCUACAUGGACCUCUACUGUGCUGACUCCUCUUCUCUGAAAGACACCUUUCACAAGCUGACCACAGAACGGCAGCUGCAUUACUCUACCGUUCGCUCAAAGCUGAACAACAUGGUUGCCAUCCUCUCCAGGACCCGACACCCCGAUGUUAUCCACAGCCAAGGGCAAGGCCAGUACAUCAUGAGGGAUAAGAGAGAGCUGAUGAGCCGGGUGUUUCGAUUCAGAGAUGCGCCUGUACUGUCUUCCUUCGCACUAAGAAAUUGACCGCUGUUUUUGAGUCUGCCCAGUCACCUCUGCAAUUAAAUAAUCGCAGGGCGUGCAAUGAAUUCUUCAACAAUGAAAUUAGAAUAUUUGAUUCUUGGGUAAAUCCUGCAGAUUAAAAUUCCAGCUGCUCUUACCAGACUUCAUUUCUUCACACAAAGGAACAGGUUGUCAAUGGUUUGGAUGCAUUAUUUUUUUUUUGGAAUCACUGUCAUUCCUUUUAUUCAAAGAAGGGGCUUUUUAACCCCUUUGUUUCAGCUGCACACCAGAGUUUAGCUGUCUUGCCUCUGAAUGGAAAAAUCAUGGUUUCUAGCCCCACUCAAGCUUGCCGAUGAGCUCUACAUUGCCUCUCUCGGAUGAGAUGUCAGAUUGGGACUCCUGUCACCAUUUGCCUCCAAGAGCAAGAUGUGAAAGAUGCCAUGGGAAGCUCGUUUGAUUUGUAUAACCACUUCAUCAACGAUGCCUUUUCUCCCCUUUUACCUGUAGUUUUAUUUCGAUCAUCAAUAUACUCAUGAUGGAGUCGAGAGUUUGAAACUGUUGUUGUAGAAACUGGAAAUGAUCCUGGGGUGGAUUAUGGUAACACUGAAGAAAUAUUCACCUGGAGGACUUGAAUGAAUUUGCAUUUGUUUCAUAGGAAAAAAAAUUGGAAAAUUUUGAAAUACAUUAUUUCAAUUUUGAGGGUCAGAAAACGGUUUUGGUACAUAAUUAACUUUACUGCUUUGUAACCUGACUGCACUGUAAUGAAGAACAUUUGAGCCUCCAGGGCUUAAGGAUGAAGGGAAAGGAAUUCUUUCCCUUGGCCUUGAUUGCUUUGUCUGCAGAUUCAGGAACUUACAUCCAUAAUCACUCAAAAAGCAGAUAAAUGUGUGUUUUUUUUCAGAGUACAAUCACAAUGUGCAUAAAUUUUUUUAAUGUGGGAUAUGAUUUAUAAUUUAUUGAUAUGCAUGGUCUUCCUCCUAUUCAGAGUUUUAACCAAUCCUUUUGAUGUAUCCUACUUUUCUCUUUAUCAUUAUAUCCUCUUUCUGUCUUGCCACCACUCAUUCCCCAUUGUUUAUCCAACUGCCCCUUUAAUACAUCUGUAUCAGGAGUUUCUCACCCUGGGGUCCACGGACCCCUUGCUUACUGGCUGGGAGCCCCUGAUCUGUGUGGUUCACUUUACUCAGGCCUCAUUGAAUUGAGCUCCAUAUUUACCCACUCUUGGAAGAAAUGUUACUCAUCCGGUACUAGAUCCUUUUUUUUAAACUCAUAAAAUGUUUAACUUCAUUUAUUAGCCUUGUGAUCUUCAGUUUUGGGCUCUCAGCCUCUGCCAAAUUUACCACUUGUACAUUAUUGACCUUAUUAGCCCAAGUUUUAGAUUCACCCCUGUCUCAAAUUACCACUUAUACUUUCAUUAAUUUUAAAUGCAGAUAGAUGAAUUUAUUUUGGGGUGUCAUAAGACCAGAACCCCUUGUUAAACUUGCAUGCAGAAUUUUUCUUUUAAAAAGUAAAACUUUUUUUGUUCGCGCUGGAUUCAAAGUUGGCUGCUUGUCAGUUGAGCGUUGAAUAGAACCCAGCUCGGAGAUCUCUUCAUUCUGCCAGAAUGACUAGGCCCCAAUUGCCACACAAGGUGAAAGGGGUUUUCCCGAGUAUCAGUGAUUGCCCAGAUCUCCUGAGCUGUCAGUUAAAGCCUUGCUGGGGCUUUAACUUCAUAUAGAGCCUUAGGACUGCUGUUAGAGCAGGGCUUCCCAACCUGGGGUCCACAGACCCCUCUGUCAAUGGUAGGGGUCUACGGCAUAAAAAAGAUUGGAAAGCCCUGCUUUGGAGGAUAUUAACUGUACAUUUACAGAUGCUGAAUGAAGCUUUCCAUCCAUCUGUCAGAGGUUGCUUGCUCUGCUCCAUCCCAGAAUGCCUGCCCGGUGUCUGGGUCACUGAGCAAGCCAAAACUCCUGAAUCAUAAGUGUUUACAGUGACCUAGCUCUUUCCAUAUUUGUGAUUAAUAGCAGGAUUAAUUUAUAAAAAUGUUUUUUCCUAUUUUCAGUGGCACUGUAAUGCUUCCCCUUACCUAUUUCCUACCGACCCAAACUCCACAGAAACUGAGCUAAAACUCAUUCAUUGUUUUCCAUAACAUCAACUCCGAGCUGUUCCUAAUCUUGACGUUGAGGCAAAUACAUUGCAUUGUUCUCUUGACAUAAAAGUUAGACGAACCACCAUGCCUUACCAAGAACGUUUUCUUUGAUGUUUAUACUUUGCAUUUAAAUAGGAGGUGACGAUAUAGUGGACAUUGGUUGCUGCUAAUGGUGGGUUCACUGGUUGUACUGUCAAUUAUGUUUUAUUUGUCUUUGUGGGCCUGCUGGAGCAACAUUGAAAAGGGAUUGUAAGUCACUGCUGCUCCCAGUUUGUAGGUAGAAACAGCCACUGAAUUCCAAAUUAUUGGAGCCCGGAUCAUUGGGGAUCUUUACAACAAAGGAUUGAGAACUGAUCAAAGACACAGCUUCAGCUGCAGUGAUUUUGGACAGAGAAUAGGAUUAUUGAACAAUGUAACUGCCCUACUCCCAUAUUGAGUCUACUUCAUGACAAGAGCCUCUUUUUAAUCUGAAGCUGACAAUUAUUUUUAUGAAAACUGUUUAAUUAUAAUUCUUUUGAGGACUCUAAUUUCAGAAUUUCUGAUUUAAAUUUGUAUUGUGGCUGAUGGGAGAGAAAAAAAAAUAAAAAAAAUAUAUAUGUGGGGGUUUUGUUGCAAGACUUGACUGUCUCUUGCAGGUGAUAACUGACUUGCCGAGUAUUUCUGACAUUUUUCAUUUAAGUGCCAAGUACCAGUAUCUGGUAUUUUGCUUUUUGUAUUGUGGUGGUGGUUUGGCAACUGAGAUGCAUUUACUUAGACUGUCUUUAUGUUGGUGGUUGGCUUAAGCUAAACACAGUAGUUUUUAAUAAAGUCUAUAUUGGAAGGAUAAAAAUUCUUUUCAUUUUU
Molecule: messenger RNA, 5246 nt
Organism: Hypanus sabinus (Atlantic stingray)
Lineage: Eukaryota; Metazoa; Chordata; Chondrichthyes; Myliobatiformes; Dasyatidae
Gene: sack1d
Product: family with sequence similarity 83 member D
Exons: 4
Coding region: 605-2302 (565 amino acids)
Biological process (GO): protein localization to mitotic spindle; regulation of ERK1 and ERK2 cascade; positive regulation of cell cycle G1/S phase transition
Cellular component (GO): mitotic spindle pole; cytosol
Source: RefSeq, a predicted model, not a curated record